Molecule: messenger RNA, 1476 nt
Organism: Myiozetetes cayanensis
Lineage: Eukaryota; Metazoa; Chordata; Aves; Passeriformes; Tyrannidae
Gene: FREY1
Product: Frey regulator of sperm-oocyte fusion 1
Exons: 3
Coding region: 865-1452 (195 amino acids)
Source: RefSeq, a predicted model, not a curated record
UCAUUGCAUGGGAUCCCCUCAUAUCUGGUUGCCAGCAGGUCUAUUUCUGUCAGAAAGAGCAGCUUUUGCAGUUGUCUACCCUGGGAUGCAGUCCCUUAGAAGCCUUUUGCUCUGGCCUGUGUCAGUCAGGGCCCUACAUGUUGCUCAGCUGGUGACUGUAGCCUCCAUAACUCCUGGUGCCUGGUUCAGUCCCCAGAUUCCUGGGGUUCCCCUGGCAGUACACAGAGCUGUAGUGUGCAGGCUGCUUUCCUAGCACCUAAUGUGUGCUAGAAGCUUUUGCAGAAUGGUUGCCAGCCAGUGCUCAGGGGCUUGGCCAAGGGCAGAGAAGUGAUUAAUGCAGCAAAUACUGCUGUUCCAUAUUAAUAAAGGGCCCGGGAGAGGCCUGUAUCUCCUCUGCUAAUUAGGGGACACCAGUCUCCCUAGGCCAAGAAAAAGGAGUAGCCAGCUGGUGGCACUGGAUUGCCCCACAGGCAGCUCCCUGUGCAGCGCUUGGAAGCUGGAAACUGCCAGGUGUGUGUGCCCCAAGUGGGUGUCAGCAGCGUUCCUACCUAAACCAUGCCUGAGGGAUUCUGAGGCUGCAGGGAUCACAGCCUUGUUGCCUCAGCACCUGAAAGUGGGGACGUAGUUCCACAUGCACUUCCCUAAUGGGCCACCACAGUUGGGGACCACAGGACUGUGGUGGAGGGAAUUUGUGUUGCCACCUGAGCUGACAAGGCCCUGCAACAUGGCAACAGCAGCACGGAAAAGCCACGAGCAAGGGACUGUGCUCCUUUUGCUGAGUAUUUUAGCAGAGGAAGAUGCUGAAGACUGCAAAGUCUGUGAAGUGUUGGUGGGGGUCACUCCUGGGGGCAGUGUGGUACUGAGAUGAGAUGCAAGAGUCUGGUUUUGGAGGUGUUGAGAGGGAGGCAAAGGCAGGUGGUGAGGGACAGGAACAGCCCUGCAGCUGUGGCUGCACAGAGAGACAUGCACCAGCACAGGAAGGGCUCUGAGCAGGUGGUGGGGCCCAGGCAGGACCAUGCAGCAGGACCUGAAGGUGAGGAAGUAGGAAGAGGGGGUAGCAGGAGCACCUGGGAGGGGCUGUGUCCCCUGCCCCACCCGCUUGGUGUCCUGGGCAACUGGGGUGGCUACUCUGUGACCUCACUGCAGAACUGGUGGAACCUGUCAGUGUGCACCAUGCUGCGCUGGCUUCUGCUGCUUGCCCUGCUGCUGGGGGCUGCCCUCUCACAGCCUGUGCGCCAGAGGGUCAGCUACUCAGUCCCUGAGGACUUCUCUGCUCCCCUGGAGCUUCCGCAGAAGCACUUUGGCCUGGUGGAUGAUUACGGCAUCAAACCCAAGCAGCCGCGCUUCCGAACCCGGGCGGCCCGGGAGCGGCCGGCGGUGCUGCGCAGAGCUGGCAAAAGCAAGCGUGAUGGUCUCGACUUGCUGGAGUACUACGACGAUGCCCACCUGUGAGCCAGCGUGCCUCUGUGCCCACCA